AUGCCCUCUUUUCCCCCCGGCAAGCUGUCCAUGCUCCCAUUUUCCGCUCCGCCCCCAUUGUCUCCCCUUCCGCCUUCCCCGUCCGCGGAUAUCUUGCUCAAAUCGGCGCGCAGUGGCGGUGCUGGACGAUCUCAAGGCGGCGUGGGGCGCGUUUCCGGGGAGUGCCACGUGGCAGAGCGGCAGAGAGUGCGCGCGGAUGGCGGGCGUGACCUCCUGCACCAAUCUUUUUCUGCCUCCGCAGCCCACCUGUCCGCUACUAACAAUCCCAACCGACGUGCUGUUCCCCCUUUCUUAUCCCGACUCCCCCCUCUCCCCGCCCUCCCCUCCUUCCCCCUUCCCACUUUCCCAUUCCCCCCUUUCUGUUCCCCCCUUCCCCGCACUCCCCACACACCUCCCUCCCUCCCCGUUCUCUCUCGCUCUCCGCAUCACGGCUGCGCUGGCCGUGCCUGCUGUGAGACCCCUACUCACUCCUCUUCGCAUUCUCUUCCUUCUCCUCUUCCCACUCCUCUUCUCACUACCCUUCCCACACCCCUUCCCACUCCCCUUCCCACUCCCCUUCCCUCUCCCCUUCCCACUCCUCUUCCCGCUUCUCUUUCCGCUGCUGAUUUCACUCCCUUCCCACUCUUAUACCAGGAGAUCAUUCUAUCCCUGCUCUGCGUCUGCCUUGCUCCGGUGUCCCUUCCCCACUUGUCCCCUCCUUCACGUUCCUCCCCCUCUCCGUCUCCUCCUUCCCUGCUUCCCUCGUCCCUUCCCUGUCUCCCCGCGCGCCCCGCCCUGUCCCACCCAUCCCAUCCCACCAGCAACCUGCGCAACAACCAGCUCUCCGACUUCUCCUCCUUCUCUCCUGCCCCUGUCCCCUCCCUGUCUCCGCACCCUCCCCGCCCUCCCCACCCCGUCCCACCCCAUCCCACCAGUAACCUGCGCAACAACCAGCUUUCCGGCUUCCUCCCCACCGACUGGCCACCGUCCCUCGCCACGCUCCUGCUAGACAACAACUACCUCUCCGGCGAACCCGCACUCUCCUACUGCCCCGCCACCCUCUCCCUCCGCUCCAACUGCCUCUCCUUCCCUCCCCCCACUUCCUCCCCCUCCUCCUCCUUCCGUUGCGCGCGCCACCCCCAGCGUCCCGUCGCCGCCUGCUCCGCGUUCUGCGGCCUCGUCUCCCCGGAUCAAACGCCCUGUUCGGGCGUGGGCACGUGCCGGCUAAACAAGGCGGGGAAGCCCGUGUGUGAGUGCGAGGAGGGCUACGUGAACCGCGCUUCGCCGGGGUCGUGUGUGCCCGAGGCACAGACUGAGUCCUUCUCGCUCUCCCUCACCGACUCGCCCCCUGUGCGCCUCAAAGGCUCUGCUUCCUUCUCAGGAAAGCAGGACUCUGGCGUUGCUGCUGUUGCAGGGGUUGCGGGGGUUGCAGGGUUUGCUGGUGUUGCAGCGGUUGCGGGUGUUUCUGGAGCUCCUGGGGGGGGUGUGUCUGGAGAAGCAUCAUCAGCAUCUGAUCCAGGCGUGGUCCCGAUAUUCGACGUGCCACUGCCUGACAGCCCCUCACAGCAGCUGCUGGUGAGCCCUGCUGUGCGCGGUGCAUGGGGCGCCGUCACGCUGCUGCCGCUCGUCACGCUCUUCACCUUCUCCACCCCGCAGGACCCCUGCGCUGCAAGCACGGCAGGCAGGCAGGCAGCCGCAGCGGCAGCAGGAGGAGCAGCAGGAGGGGGAUCGGGGGACGGGCUAGCCUUUGUGAUAAGCGCAACGGAGCCGACAGGGGGGCCAGGCAUGGGGUACAAGGGCAUGGGGAAGAGGAGCGUGGCAGUAGAGCUAGACACACGAAAGGACGCCAAGAACGGUGACCCGGAUAGCAACCACGUGGGGGUCAACGUGGGGGGUAACAGCCGGUCGAUAACCACAGCUACUGUGGAUGGCCUUUCUCUGAACAACGGUGAGCUGCGAUACGUUUGGAUUAUGUACGAACCUGAUGCGCCUCCUGCUGGCGCUGGUAGCAGCAGCAGCAGCAGCAGCAGCGGCGGCGGCAGCAGUGGCAGCGGCAGCAGUGGAGGAGGACAGGGGGGUUGGCUGCGGGUGUUUGUGGCAGCAGCAAAGGUGCGGCCAGCGCGAGCGUUACUGGAGGUGCCUCUCUCGCUCUGCUCCGUGCUCAAGCCGUCCCCCGCACAGCCCUCGGUGUUCCUCUCCUUCUCUGCCUCCUCCUCUUCCUCCCCCGCACAGGCACACCGUGUGCCUUGGUGGGAGCUGCAGACAGCUCUAUCUGUUAACGUCCCUCCCUCUAUCUCCCUCUCCCUCUCCCUCUCCCUCUCCCUCUCCCUCUCCCUCUCCCUCUCCCUCUCCCUCUCCCUCUCCCUCCCCCUCCCCCUCUCCCUCUCCCUCUCCCUCUCUCUCUCCCUCUCCCUCUCCCUCUCCCUCUCCCUCUCCCUCUCCCUCUCCCUCUCCCUCUCCCUCUCCCUCUCCCUCUCCCUCUCCCUCUCCCUCUACCUCUCCACCAUCAACCCAACGACCCAUGCACACGCGCGCUCCUCUCCCAUCGCUCCACCACCCCCCAUCGCCGCCUUCUCAAACCUCCUCUCUCAACGCACCUCUCCACCACCCCACCAGGCUCAUCGGACCCCUGCUUCGGUGUGUCUCGCCUAUGCAUGUGGCGUGGGUGACAAGAAUCCCUGUGGCGUGGGCACGUGUGUGAAUGACGGCUACGGGGCAUACACCUGCGUGUGCCCACCCAACUUCUACCUCGGCACCUCAGAGUUCGGAGCUCCCUCCUGCGCCCCCGGCGAGAGUGACAACUUCUUGACAGUGACAGUCAGCACCAUGUGGUGCUACCACGUGCACCCGCUCUUUGGCCUCACCCUCGACGAGUUCCUCGAACAGAACGACGCGGUGGUGUGUGACCAGCCGCUGCCUGAGGGCGCGGUGAUCAACGUGAAGCCCAGCCCCGACUACUCGCCCUGCUCCGCCUUCUACACCACCGUCCAGAACGACACGUGUGAAUCCAUAGCCGCCACGUUUUCUCUCACCGGCUCCUGCCCGGACCCCUCCCAGCCCUGCGCCAUGGACCUGCUCCGCUUCAACCCUGGCUUCGACUGUACCAUCACCGCAGCAACAACUGCAACAAAAACACCAACAACACCGUUAGGCGGUGGCAGCAGCAGCAGCAGCAGCGACCUUGACAGAUCUCUACCCACUGGGCUGUCCAUGUGUGUGGAGCGAGCCACGUCACUGCUGCCCGUGUGCGGGGAGACGGUGACGGUGGAGAGCGCGGGGAAGGCGACGUGUGAGGCGGUGCUGGCGGGGAUGAAGCCGCCACUGAGUGCACUGGAGCUCUACCGCAUGAACCCCGGCAUCUACUGCCACCGCCUGCUGCCGCCCUCCCGGGACACGGGCUUCCCGGGGUCAGAGGUCUGUGUGGACAUCAUGGGCCCGCGUCGCCACGCGCUCAUCGUCGCGCGGAUAAUUCUCGCCCUCGCGCUGUUGCACGCCAUUCCGGACCUUACUACACCAUUUGGGGGAUCUUUUGCGGGAGGAGGAGGCGUAUUAGGCGGAGAAGGCGGGGGAAGCGGAGGAGCCGGAGAAGACGGAGGACAUGGAUUAGGCGGAGGAGGCGGAGGAAACGGAGUUGGUGAAGGAGGGAUUGCGGCGGAGCGGAGCUAUUCGCGCCUUAGUAGUACUAGCCGUCGUCGGUCGGCGUAUUCCCUGUUCGCCGCCGCGCAGAUCAUCAUAAACGAGACAGAUAUUCCCCGGUUCCAUCCCCCCCGCUCCUCUCUUCCCCCUCUCCCCCGGCCUCUCCCCCCUCCUCCCGUCGGCCUUUCCCCUUUUCUCCCGAAAAUCCGCCCAUGCCGCCCCCCUUUCACCUCUUUGUCUCACCGCUCGCCCUCCGCUUUCCCCCGUCCCCCGGGGAUCCCUGUUGAAUCGGCGCGCAGUGGCGGUGUUGGAGGAUCUCAAGGCGGUUUGGGGCACAUUUUCGGGGAGUGCCACGUGGCAGAGCGGCAGAGAGUGCGCGCGGAUGGCGGGAGUGACGUGCGACGAGAAGGGCAACGUGCAGAAGCUCAUGUUGAGUCGGAGGCAGAUCACCGGCUCGCUCCCUGCGUCUCUCGCCAAACUCUCGGCCCUCCAGCACCUGGACCUGAGCAGCAACAGGCCCAACCUGCAGCUGCUGUCAGUCCUCUUCCCUCUCCUCUUCUCACUCCUCUUCUCACUCCUCUUCUCACUCCUCUUCUCACUCCUCUUCUCACUCCUCUUCUCACUCCUCUUCUCACUCCUCUUCUCACUCCUCUUCUCACUCCUCUUCUCACUCCUCUUCUCACUCCUCUUCUCACUCCUCUUCUCACUCCUCUUCUCACUCCUCUUCUCACUCCUCUUCUCACUCCUCUUCUCACUCCUCUUCUCACUCCUCUUCUCACUCCUCUUCUCACUCCUCUUCUCACUCCUCUUCUCACUCCUCCUCCCACCCUUCUUCCUUUCAAAAUGAGCCACCUUUCAGUGCUCUCUCUCAUUCUCCUCUCCAAUUCACAUGCAGCCUUUCCGUCCUCUCCUCCCCUUCCUUCCUUUCGUUCCUUUCCUCCCUUUUCUCCUUCCGUCCGCCCGUCCUUCCUUUCUUCCCUCCAUCCCUCCAUCCCUCUUUCCCUCCGUCCCUCCUUCCCUCCGUCCCGCCGUCCCUCCGUGUCUCCUCGCCCUGCGUCCAGCAAUCUCCGCAACAACCAGAUCUCCGACCUCCUCCCCACCGACUGGCCCCCGUCCCUCGCCACGCUACUCCUAGACAACAACUACCUCUACGGUCUAGCCCGUCUCUCCUACUGCCCCGCCACCCUCUCCCUCCGCUCCAACUGCCUCUCCUUCCCCUCAGACCCCUCCCCCUUCUCCCCUUCCUCCUCCUUCCGCUGCGCGCGCCACACCCAGCGGCCCCUCUCCUCCUGCUUCGCCUUCUGCGGCCUCUCAUCGGAGCACCCGGAUCAGAAGCCCUGCUCAGGCGUGGGAACGUGCACCCUAGGCAAGGCGGGGAAGCCCGUGUGUGAGUGCGAGGAGGGGUACGUGAACCGCGCUUCGCCGGGGUUGUGUGUGCCCGAGGCACAGACUGAGUCCUUCUCGCUCUCCCCCACCGACUCGCCCCCUGUGCGCCUCAAAGGCUCUGCUUCCUUGGUGGGAGGGGACGUGGUGUCUGCAGCAGCAGGAAGGGGAUCGGGGGACGGGCUAGCCUUUGUGAUAAGCGCAACGGAGCCGACAGGGGGGCCAGGCAUGGGGUACAAGGGCAUGGGGCGGAGGAGCGUGGCGGUAGAAUUUGACACACGAAAGGGCGCCUGGAAUGGUGACCCAGAUGGUAACCACGUGGGGGUGAACGUGGGGGGAAACAGCCGGUCGAUUGCCACAGCUUCGCCGGACGACUACUUGCUGAACAGUGGAGAGCUGCGGCAUGCAUGGAUUGUGUAUGAACCUGAUGCUCUUGCUGCCAGCACCAGCAGCAGCAGCAGCAGCGGUGCCAGCAGCGGCGGCAGGAGCAGUGGAGCUGGAAGAGGGAGGGCAGGGAGGCUGCGAGUGUUUCUGGCAGCAGCAAAGGUGCGGCCAGACAGAGCGUUACUGGAGGUGCCUCUUUCUCUCUGCUCCGUGCUCAAGCCGUCGCUGUCGCAGCCCUCGGUGUUCCUCUCCUUCUCCUCCUCCUCUGUCUCCUCGGGUGUGCCUCAGGAGCACCGUGUGCUCUCGUGGGAGCUUCAGACAGGCCCAUCGGAUCCCUGCUUUGGCAUCUCUCGCCUGUCCCCUACCAGCGUCUACUGUCGCUCCGACGUCUCCUCCUGCCCCGGGGAAGCCAUGGGGUCGGCCGGUGAUGGGGGUGCCACUGCUGGUGCCACUGGUGGUGGCGCUGGUGGUGGCGCUGGUGGGGUGUUUACGAAGGAGUUUGCACCAGGAGAAGGAGAUGGAGGGGGAGGAGGAGGCGGAGGAGGGGGAGAGGGAGGGGAAGGAGGAGCCUCCUUCAUCUCUGCUCGCCCUCCCUCUUUCGUCCCCCACCCAACCACCCAUCCAGGAACGGGCAGGGACUUUUUGAUUGUGAAAGUGGAGACGAUGUGGUGUUACCACAUCUACCCCAUCUAUGGCCUCACGCUCGACGAUUUCCUGGACCAGAACGGGGAGCUGCCAUGCGACGCGCCGUUGCCGCUGGGCACGAUGGAGCUGCCAUGCGAUGCGCCCCUGCCGCUGGGCACGACGGUGAGUGUGAAGCCCAGCACGGACAGCACGCCCUGCUCCGCCUUCUACACCACUGUGCAGAACGACACGUGUGAAUCCAUCGCCGCCCUCUUCUCUCUCACGGCCUCCUGCCCGGACCCCUCCCAGCCCUGCACCACCGACCUCCUCCUCCUCAACCCAGGCCUCGACUGCACCACCACCACCGCAACCACAGCAACAACCACCACCAGCAAGCUCCCUACCGGCCUCUCCAUCUGCCUCGAGCGAGCCACUGCACUGGUGCCCGUGUGCGGGGAGACGGUGACGGUGGAGAGCGCGGGGAAGGCGACGUGUGAGGCGGUGCUGGCGGGGAUGAAGCCGCCGCUGAGUGCACUGGAGCUCUACCGCAUGAACCCCGGCAUCUACUGCCACCGCCUGCUGCCGCCCUCCCGGGACACGGGCUUCCCGGGGUCAGAGCCUGUGGCCAUGAAGGAACGGAUAGAUCUUGUAGUGUGGCCACCCAUUGUUUCCUAA
This is a messenger RNA of Closterium sp. Naga37s-1, 6681 nucleotides long. NCBI's taxonomy places the organism in Eukaryota, Viridiplantae, Streptophyta, Zygnematophyceae, Desmidiales, Closteriaceae. The record is from the annotation of a GenBank genome assembly.